This is a messenger RNA of Engraulis encrasicolus (European anchovy), 4442 nucleotides long. It is a transcript of the gene dhx8, whose product is annotated as DEAH (Asp-Glu-Ala-His) box polypeptide 8. Gene Ontology annotation, molecular function: RNA binding; RNA helicase activity; ATP binding. Gene Ontology annotation, cellular component: catalytic step 2 spliceosome; intracellular anatomical structure. NCBI's taxonomy places the organism in Eukaryota, Metazoa, Chordata, Actinopteri, Clupeiformes, Engraulidae. The coding region runs from base 61 to 3849 and encodes 1262 amino acids. Gene Ontology annotation, biological process: mRNA splicing, via spliceosome; spliceosomal complex disassembly. The transcript is spliced from 24 exons. The record is from RefSeq and is a predicted model, not a curated record.
AGACAAAUGAUAACCUGUGUGAAGUGAGGCACCACCGAGUGAAGAAAAACUUAUUUAGAAAUGGAAGAACUUGGUGAAGAUGAGCUGAAAAAGCUCGAAUAUCUGUCUUUGGUUUCGAAAGUCUGUACAGAGUUGGACAACCAUUUGGGAAUAAGUGACAAAGAUCUAGCCGAGUUUGUCAUCAGUCUAGCAGAGACAAACACCACGUUUGAUGCCUUCAAAUCAGUUCUGCUAAAGAAUGGAGCAGAAUUCACGGACUCACUCGUCAGCAACUUACUCCGGCUCAUACAAACAAUGAGGCCACCAUCCAAAACAUCAAUGUCAAUAAAGAAAGAGCCCAUUGUUAAAGUGAAGUCAGAGAAGGAGAAACUUAAAGAGAUGUUUCCAGCGUUAUGUCGUCCGGACAACCCUACUACCAGAACCAUGCUGGAUGAAGAGGACGUGAAGGUGGCGGAUGAUGCCAUGAAGGAGCUGGAGAUGUUCAUGCCCAGCGUCAGUGGCACCGACUCCAAAAGCAGCAAGAAAAAGUCUGAUGGUGGUACCAGCAGGAGGAGGAGAAGCAGGAGCCGAAGUAAAGAUAGAGACAGGACCAAAGAUCGGGACAGAGAUAGGGACAGGGACAGAGAUCGCUACAGGGACCGGGACCGAGAGCGGGACAGAGACCGUGACAGAGACAGAGACCGUGACAGAGACAGAGACCGCGACAGAGAAAGGGACAGGGACCGAGACCGCCGACCGAGGUACCAUCGCUCUCGCUCCAGGUCUCGCUCACGUGACAGAGGGGACCGGGAGAGGGAUCGUGACAGGGACAGGGACCGGGAGAGGGAUCGUGGUGGCCGGUACGACCGGUCCAGAGGAGGGGCACGAGGUGGAGGAGACGCCAGGUUGCGUGCUUCCAAGUCCCGGUCGCCCAGCCCAUCGCAGAAGGACUCGGACCGCUGGAAGGACAAGCACGUGGACAGGCCACCGCCCGAGGAACCCUCAGUCGGGGACAUCUACAGUGGCAAAGUCACCAGCAUCAUGCAGUUUGGCUGCUUCGUGCAACUGGAAGGGCUGAGGAAACGCUGGGAGGGCCUGGUCCACAUAUCUGAGCUGCGUCGGGAGGGCCGAGUGGCCAACGUGGCCGACGUGGUCAAUAAGGGUCAGAGGGUCAAGGUCAAAGUGUUGUCCUUCACCGGCUCCAAGACCAGCCUCAGCAUGAAGGACGUGGACCAGGACACGGGCGAGGACUUGAACCCCAACAGAAGGCGUAACACGGCGGACGAGGAGCCGGCCAUGAGGAACCCUGAUAGGCCGACCAACCUGAACCUAGGCCACGCCCCCGAGAUGGAGGACGACAGCCUGGAGCGCAAGAGGCUCACCAAGAUCUCAGACCCCGAAAAGUGGGAAAUCAAACAGAUGAUUGCUGCCAACGUAUUGUCCAAAGAGGAGUUUCCUGACUUUGACGAGGAGACCGGCAUCCUUCCUAAGGUGGACGAUGAGGAAGAUGAGGAUCUGGAAAUCGAGCUGGUGGAGGAGGAACCCCCAUUCCUCAGGGGCCACACCAAGCAGAGCAUGGACAUAAGCCCCGUCAAGAUAGUCAAGAAUCCAGACGGUUCUCUGUCCCAGGCUGCCAUGAUGCAGAGUGCGUUAUCCAAGGAGCGCAGGGAGGUCAAGCAGGCCCAGAGAGAGGCCGAGAUGGACUCCAUUCCGAUGGGGCUCAACAAGCACUGGGUGGACCCCCUGCCUGAUGCUGACGGCAGGCAGAUUGCGGCCAACAUGAGGGGCAUUGGCAUGAUGCCCAAUGACAUCCCCGAGUGGAAGAAGCACGCCUUCGGUGGCAACAAGGCCUCCUACGGCAAGAAGACCCAGCUGUCCAUCCUGGAGCAGAGGGAGAGCCUGCCCAUCUACAAGCUGAAGGACCAGCUCAUUCAGGCCGUCCAUGACAACCAGAUCUUGAUUGUGAUUGGUGAGACGGGCUCUGGGAAGACCACUCAGAUCACCCAGUACCUGGCGGAGGCGGGCUACACCACCAGGGGCAAGAUUGGCUGCACCCAGCCCAGGAGAGUGGCUGCCAUGUCCGUGGCCAAGAGAGUGUCGGAGGAGUACGGUUGCUGUAUGGGGCAGGAGGUGGGCUACACCAUCCGUUUCGAGGACUGCACCAGCCCGGAGACGGUCAUCAAGUACAUGACUGACGGUAUGUUGCUGCGAGAGUGUCUGAUCGACCCAGACCUGGGCCAGUACGCGAUCAUCAUGCUGGACGAGGCCCACGAGAGGACCAUCCACACGGACGUUCUGUUUGGACUCCUCAAAAAGACUGUUCAGAAACGCACGGACAUGAAGCUGAUUGUCACCUCUGCUACGCUGGACGCUGUGAAGUUCUCUCAGUAUUUCUACGAGGCUCCCAUCUUUACCAUCCCUGGUCGUACCUACCCUGUGGAGGUUCUGUAUACCAAAGAGCCUGAAACUGACUACCUGGACGCUAGUCUCAUCACGGUUAUGCAGAUCCACCUGACGGAACCUCCAGGUGACAUCCUGGUGUUCCUGACUGGUCAGGAGGAGAUUGACACGGCCUGUGAGAUUCUCUACGAGCGCAUGAAGUCUCUCGGCCCUGAAGUCCCUGAACUCAUCAUCCUCCCAGUCUACUCGGCUCUGCCCAGCGAAAUGCAGACUAGAAUCUUCGACCCAGCGCCCCCUGGCAGCAGAAAGGUCGUCAUUGCCACCAACAUUGCGGAGACCUCCCUGACCAUUGAUGGAAUCUACUAUGUGGUCGACCCUGGCUUUGUCAAACAGAAGGUGUACAAUUCUAAAACUGGUAUCGACCAGCUGGUGGUGACCCCAAUCUCUCAGGCCCAGGCCAAGCAGCGUGCGGGUCGAGCUGGCAGAACCGGGCCGGGGAAAUGCUACCGGCUGUACACAGAGAGAGCCUACAGAGACGAGAUGCUCACCACCAACGUUCCUGAGAUCCAGAGGACCAACUUGGCCAGCACAGUGCUCUCUCUCAAGGCCAUGGGCAUCAAUGACCUGCUGUCAUUUGAUUUCAUGGACGCCCCACCUAUGGAGACCCUCAUUACUGCCAUGGAGCAACUCUACACUUUGGGAGCCCUGGAUGACGAGGGACUACUCACUCGUCUCGGUCGCAGGAUGGCAGAGUUCCCCUUGGAGCCCAUGUUGUGUAAGAUGCUGAUCAUGUCAGUGCACUUGGGCUGCAGUGAGGAGAUGCUGACCAUCGUAUCCAUGCUGUCUGUCCAGAACGUCUUCUACAGGCCAAAGGACAAGCAAGCCCUUGCAGAUCAAAAGAAGGCCAAGUUCCAUCAACCAGAAGGAGAUCAUCUUACCCUGCUGGCUGUCUACAACUCUUGGAAGAACAACAAAUUCUCCAACCCCUGGUGCUAUGAGAACUUCAUCCAGGCUCGAUCCCUGCGCAGAGCCCAGGAUAUCCGCAAACAGAUGUUGGGCAUCAUGGACCGGCAUAAACUGGACGUGGUUUCCUGCGGGAAGGCCACGGUGCGUGUCCAGAAGGCUAUCCUCAGUGGUUUCUUCCGUAACGCGGCCAAGAAGGAUCCUCAAGAGGGCUAUAGGACGCUAAUUGACCAGCAAGUGGUCUACAUCCAUCCCUCCAGCGCCCUGUUCAACCGACAACCAGAGUGGGUGGUGUAUCACGAGCUGGUGUUGACCACUAAGGAAUACAUGCGUGAGGUGACCACCAUUGAUCCACGCUGGCUGGUGGAGUUCGCUCCAGCUUUCUUCAAAGUCUCGGACCCGACGCGUCUCAGCAAGCAGAAGAAGCAGCAGCGACUUGAGCCUCUCUACAACCGAUACGAGGAGCCCAACGCCUGGAGAAUUUCCAGAGCCUUCCGCCGACGAUAGUCUCACAACCCUGCAUGAACUGUGGACUGUAGUCCUGAUUUUUUUUUGUUUUUAAAAGAGCACUCCAGGGGUGCAUUUCUGGAAAGCAUAGUUGCUAACUAUGUUAGCUACUUUGUUGGUUGCAAUGCAGUUUCUCAUAGGCAACUACCGAAGUUGCUAACUGCUAACAACUAUGCUUUCCAGAAAUGCACCCCAGUAGUGUGCCAAACUGUUGAGAGAAUGGAUAUCCUCUUGUAAAUAAAUGUACACUAUUUUAUGGCCACUACAAAUAUUUUUUUUGUCAGUCAGACUAGGAAUGACUGUGAUCUUCCAUUGGAUGAAUAUUGGUUUUAUUGAGAAGGUGAUCGCUUCCCUGCUUUUUUAGAUGAUGUGAUGGAAAGGCCCUAUACCAGUACCAUGUCAAUUCUAAACUGUUUUCAGCAACCUGUGGAAUUAGUGUCAGUGUUACAUUAUGUCCAUUAGGGGUUGCAGCUACCUUUUUACUUUGUAUGGACCAUGUAGCGAUUGGUGUACUAGGCAUACAGGGAUCUCACAUAAACGUCAAGAUUGUUGUAAACUUGCUCAUUUCUGAUUAUUAAAAAUGAUUAUGGCUA